AAUAAAUCAAGAAGUUUAUCUUAAUAAUUUACUCUCAAGUCAGAAUUAAUGGUUAGCCAAUUGGUAAUACAAUUGAUAAUACAUACUCAAGUCAGGAUAAAUGCCGUAGUGUAAACCAUUAAAAACAAACAAUCCGAUGUGUGUAAAAUCAAUUUCCCCGCCUUUUAAGGAACCCACCAACUAAUUACAGACUGAGGCUAAAUCCAAAUCAAAAUGUUUGUUGGGUCCUGCAUACUAGUGAUCUUACUCUCGCAGAGCAGCGAGGGAAUCCACAACGGAGUGGACGCCCGGUUCGACUUCUGGACCUUUGUGGCCUCGCUGCGGAUCAACGGGUACCACGAGUGCGGUGGCUCGGUGAUCGACAGUCGCAUCAUCCUGACCGCAGCGCAGUGCGUAAAGGAUAUUCCGGUGGGUAAAAUUGCCGUCCGAGUGGGAACGCCGGAUGUCCGCAGAGGCGGGAAGAUCAUCAAGGUGGCGGCGAUGGCGGUGCACGAGAACUACGGCGAGUUGAAGAACGAUAUUGCACUGCUGUGGACCAGGUCGUCGGUUUUAACGACGGGAGUGACCACCGUUAAACUGGCCGACAAGGAACCCGUCGAAAAUGAGUUCCCAAGCAACGCGGGAUGGGGCGAGAAGCAACUGGAGACCUUCGGUUCGACCAAAAAGCUGCAGAAUGGAGUCACCAAGGUCCAGAAUCGAUCUAUGUGCAGCGACGAGCUGGACGAACAGGUUGGCGCAGACCUGCUCUGCACCUUCUACCACCAGAACGACAUCUGUCCAGGUGACUACGGAGGUCCCAUGAUCUUUGCCAACCAUUUGGUCGGCAUCGCGGUGCAAGGACACGGCUGCGGAUACGUCGUCCUGCCUUCCCUCUACACGAAUGUCGCCCACUUCCGCAAAUGGAUCGAUGCCAAGUCAGAGGAGCUCAAGAAAAAUAAAUAAUAAAAUAUUUAAAAAA
Messenger RNA from Drosophila ficusphila, 958 nucleotides. RefSeq names its product trypsin epsilon. NCBI's taxonomy places the organism in Eukaryota, Metazoa, Arthropoda, Insecta, Diptera, Drosophilidae. Gene Ontology annotation, biological process: proteolysis. Gene Ontology annotation, molecular function: serine-type endopeptidase activity. The transcript has 2 exons. The coding region runs from base 214 to 942 and encodes 242 amino acids. The record is from RefSeq and is a predicted model, not a curated record.